This is a messenger RNA of Spizellomyces punctatus DAOM BR117, 1392 nucleotides long. RefSeq lists its product as uncharacterized. The record is from RefSeq and is a predicted model, not a curated record. Bases 99 to 1265 code for a protein of 388 amino acids. Lineage: Eukaryota; Fungi; Chytridiomycota; Chytridiomycetes; Spizellomycetales; Spizellomycetaceae. The transcript is spliced from 2 exons.
GCCCAAUUGCUCUGGACUGCAACUCGUCCAGCGGCAGACGUUUCUGUGAUAGACUGGGUAUUUCUUUGGCAGUAGGCUGGGAGCUGUCCAGCUACACCAUGGCAAAAUCGCCGGCAGACUAUGCUCUCCGAGUAAGGGCUGGUCCUGGUUACGAUCCAUCCAGUCAUGUCACCCUUAGCGUGAACGACGAAGCAAAUCCGAUUAUAAUAGACUCGGAGCAUUUUACAGGAUAUAUCCUUGUCCGCAUGGCAAACUAUAUCGGACUCGCUGCCGACAAGUCCUCGACCCCUAUACCGAACCCACAGUCGCACUACUUCCAUGGAAGAAAUCGGAGAUAUAGUAUAAUGAUUCAAGGCCGCUUCAAGAAAAAGUGGAAUGGCGAUGAUAUCUUGUUCGGUGUCGACUUUGAUACAAAAGUGCGUACUCCGACAGGUGUGUCACUAGCUCUGAAGAUUGCAAAAUGGCUAGAUCCGGCGCUGGAUGCGUCUUUGAGUGGGGAUAAGCCGUGGAUCUUUUCGCCGCUUCUAUCUGCGAUGAAUUCGCUGGCAGUGUACAAAAUUGAUGCUCCAGAAGUUAACGAUGUCCUGCCUGCUGUGGAUACAUCCGCACAUGCGAUGGCCGAAAAGGAUGGACCGCCAAAGAUCAAAGGAAAUAAGGUACAUCCACAUACAAAUGGUCCUCCCAAUCCCUCGGGCUACGCCGUGGAGGGUGAGAAUUGGGUCUGGGAUGCAGCGGUAGGAGUUGGCGAUGCUGUUGACUCGACAACCGCUGCCAUAGAAGGCAUGUCUAUUAAAUCACCAGUAAAGCACUCAGCACCUCAAUCUCCUCCGUCCAUCAACAUCGGAACCUGGUCUUUCCAUUCUCGUCUCGUACCAGAAGAUCCCGCCCUUCUCUUUCCAGACGCAUCAAAAGCCCCAGCUUUAACGGCCUACGAAAAGCGAAAGAAGCAUUUUGCGGAAGCCAAGGCCCGAAAGGAAGCUGCGUUUCUCCCCGAGCUGGUGUACUGCAUGGAUUAUUACGAUGCGUACUUCGACUUCAAUACAAUAUCCUUGAAGCUCCCCGGGUUCUCUGUCAAUGCUUUCAAAUACUGGGACGGGCAACCGGUGCGAUUUGUCUGCAGAAGCCGAGACAAGUCUGCAGUUUUCUUUGUCGUACAAUUUGAGCUUUUGGAUAGAGCCAAACUUGGUAUACCUCCGGCACGUUUAGAUGUCAGCAUCCCCGUCAUCACGGCAGAGGCUUUGGAAGAUCCGGUUGUGUCUCCGUAGUCUGCCGACUCGAUAGUAGGACGUUGUGUAGAUAUAUUUUAUAAUGUCAGGGUUGUUUUUAACGCAUGUGCGCUUUCUGAGUGUGCGCAUGAUAUGAUGAUGCAAAUAAAAGCCUCAUGACAGCAGA